CGACCUAACGGACGCUGUUUAGUUGGAAACUAUUUGAAAUCGAGAAGCAUGUCUUUGCUGCCGUUACUUUUUGACGAUUCCGUUGUGGUUCCGCGCACGUCGUGGUCGAACUUUUUCAAAAAUGAUGAUUUCUUCGACGAUCCGAUCGACGUGUUUCGACACCUGAGAAGUCGACUGGCCCAAUUAGAACAAGAGAGCCUCGUCACGCGUAGAGACGACAGCAAGUUUCGGGCCGACAUCGACGUGCAACAAUUCAGACCGGAAGAACUCUCCGUUAAACUGGAAGGAGACGAUGCGGUCGUCGUGGAAGGGAAACACGAGGAUAAAAAAGACGAGCACGGGUCGAUUUCUAGACAUUUCGUGAGGCGAUACGUACUUGCGAACGAUUUGGACGUCAAGCAGUUAAAAGCGAAAUUGUCGGGGGACGGGGUUUUGAGUCUUACCGCUCCCAUAAAAGGCCAGGGUAAACAGGUGGAAUACAAACAGAUUCCCAUCGUAAGCACCGGAAAGCCGGUGAAAAGGUUAGAACACAGGCGUCGAGCUUUGGACGGCGAAGGGGAUCAGAAAAAAUAAUUACGCCACACAAAUUGUAAUAUUCCUAAUGUUUCUAAGAGUUCGAUUGAAUUUCGUUUUAGAAAAAUAAAAUUUUGUAUAGAUUUCGAUACUGUGAUGUAUCUAUGAACCAUAAACGUACUGUGGAUGCCGUGUAGUGGCCACUACCGAAACGAAUGACAUUCCAAUAUCAAAUUCUAUGAUCCGUGGUUGUCGCAUCAAAACAAAACUAAUAAAAAAUAAGAGGUUUAAUGUGUGUGGUAGGACGUAUCUCGGUAUUUCAAAACAAAUCGCUAUUCGGUUUUACACCGCUCCAAGUACGUCAAUUUAAAACCGCGUGUAAAAUUCGUGAAUUUUUACGUAAGCCACUCGCAAUGUAGGAACAUUUUUCAAUAGUGAUUGUUACAUGUAAAAGUGUGGAUGUAAUAUGAAAUUUCCGAAAAUGUCAUGUUGUAGAGGAUUCUAAGGCUGCCAGCUUAAAAGGGGUCAAACAUAGAGAGCUUGUAUUAAUAGAGGUAAAGGUUAAAUUAAAAAUUAACAACACGAUUUGGAGCGUGUGACGUCAUCGAUCAAUGCGACACACAAAUACAUGAAAAGGUGACGGAUGGUAAUGAGAGCCUAGCCAACUGAGAUUGAUGGUUGUAAACGGGACAUCGUCGAUACGACAGAACUUACUCAGCAACAUGAAGAUAUCCAAUAAGUCGUUCCUAUUUAAAGCAAAAUUUUUCAUCUCGCACUCACCGCACUAUUGAGUGAUUAUUAACCGACUGAAUACUGAACGCUUAUCGCUUCAAAAUAAAGAUAAGCCAAAUAUUUGUUAACAACGCGGUGCGGCGUAGAAUCAGGUGUAACUUGUAAUUCGAAUCCUCCUUCCAAAAUCUAGUUUCGCUUUACUUCGAGAAAGAAUUCAUCAUACCUAUACCCAUACCCAACUCAAUAAGACUUUUCUGUCUCUGCAUAGUGAAAAUAAUAGUAAUAAUAAUGAUAAUAAUAAUAAUAAUGAAUGAAUUCUGGCCAUGCAAUAAUCAGAUAGAUUACUCUUUAUGUAAAUUAUGCUAUUUAAUAUGAAGAGAGAGGGAAACGUUAAAAUAUUUAAUUUUGGGAACAGAGUGACCACGAGACUUCCCCAACAUUGUUCGAACAAUACGUUUUUGUUGGACAAAAACUUCACUAGCUCUGGAAGAGUUUCCCCAGCAUAUAAUAGUUUGUUUAAUACGUAGUCAAUUUGGUCUGUCCAGGACAAAUUACUGUCUAUGAACAAACCCAAAUACUUGACAACGUUAGUCUGAUUAAUCGAUUAAUCCUGCAAACACAACAUCAUCUCAGUCUUUGUCCCGUUCAAAUAAAUACCGUUACGCUCACAAUAUCGGGUCAUACCACUUACUGCCCUAGUGGCCAAGGACGUGAGAUUUUCCAGACUCAUAUAAGACUGCAUAUAAGGAAACAUGAUUGUCUGGGAAAGAAUCAGAUAUAUCAUUAAUAAAUAUUAUAAAUAAUAAAGGUCCCAGUAUGCUUUCCUGUGGGACACCGCUGGUGAGUUCUUUAGAUGAGGAUCUAAUCACAGAAGUAUCACUUCUAAGCACAACUCUUUGGCCACGACCUUUCAAAAAGGACUCAAUCCGGGCGUAACUAUUUCCCCGUAAUUAUUUAACAUAUUCAACAACAAAUUGAUAUCAAGCACAUCAAAAGCUCGCUUGAAGUCAAAAAACAUACACAAUGUUUUAUUAUUCUGAUCCAGCUUCUAG
Molecule: messenger RNA, 2297 nt
Organism: Cylas formicarius (sweet potato weevil)
Lineage: Eukaryota; Metazoa; Arthropoda; Insecta; Coleoptera; Brentidae
Product: alpha-crystallin A chain-like
Exons: 2
Coding region: 49-573 (174 amino acids)
Biological process (GO): protein refolding; response to heat
Molecular function (GO): protein folding chaperone
Source: RefSeq, a predicted model, not a curated record